Messenger RNA from Saccoglossus kowalevskii, 799 nucleotides. Its product is annotated as caspase-8-like. Gene Ontology annotation, molecular function: cysteine-type endopeptidase activity; protein binding. Gene Ontology annotation, biological process: regulation of apoptotic process; proteolysis. Lineage: Eukaryota; Metazoa; Hemichordata; Enteropneusta; Harrimaniidae. The record is from RefSeq and is a predicted model, not a curated record.
GAAAUUCCUGUGUCGUGACUUCAUCGCUGGAGGCAAACUAGAACGUGCAAAGAGACCCAGAGAUAUUUUCAGGAAUUAGAAUACAAAGGAUUCCUAGGACCUGGAGAUAAGCUUCUAUUCCUUGCUGAGCUGUUGCAAAGGAUACAUCGAGUUGAUCUUAUAAAGAAAUUGGGACUUGGGAACGCACGAGUUGUUGACCAAAAAAUUAAAACAGAAGGAAGACCUGGACCUCUUUUUAGUAAAUUUAGGUUACUGUUAUUAAAGAUCUGUGAUGAGCUAACACAAGAUGACUUCAAGAAUCUCAUGUUUUCUUGUCAAUCAUUCAUAAGCAAGAGUUCUAGGGAGGAAAUCUGUGAUACACCAUCCUUGUUGUCAUUUCUGGAGCAAACUGACCGGAUCAGUGAAGAAGAUGUGACCUUUUUAGAAGAAAUGAUGGAUAUGUUAGAUAACCAUGAGUUGGUACGCUUAGUAAAGUUAUAUAAAGGAUCAGCAUCAUCAUUACCAACAACAUCACAUGGACAGGAGAUCAAUAUAAAUAUUGGUCAAGCUGCACAGCAUCAAUUUCUACCUAGUGGUGGUAAUCCAUAUAAUCUUCCAGGACCACACAUCACUCCUUCAACUUCAAAGGAACCCCUUCUAUCCCCGGCACAUUUUAUGAAUUCUUCUUCCCUUUGUACAUUUGGGAAUAAGCCCCUUGAACAGCCCGGGUCAGCAACAAAGCAGUACAUUGGUGGAACAGCAGCUGAGCCUGAUGCACGGGUAUCAUCGGCUGCAGGAGCGAGACAACCAGGUAAACAAG